Porites evermanni is the source of this 991-nucleotide messenger RNA. Lineage: Eukaryota; Metazoa; Cnidaria; Anthozoa; Scleractinia; Poritidae. The record is from the annotation of a GenBank genome assembly.
GGCCCUCCCGGUCCUCCAGGGCCGAGGGGGGAGAAAGGAUACCGCGGACGAAAAGGGAAGAAAGGAGACAGAGGCUUUAUAGGAUCAACAGGAAAAAGUGGGCCAGUAGGAGCAAAAGGCGAUGAUGGACUGAAAGGGCAAAAAGGAAACCCAGGGCCCACUGGCACACCAGGAGCAAAAGGAGAUAGGGGCAUUAUGGGACCAUCAGGAGAUAGCGGAAAGCAAGGUAUCAUGGGACAAGUAGGGCCCAAAGGCGAUGCUGGUCUUAGAGGCCAAAAAGGAGACUUAGGGCCCCCUGGCAUGCCGGGAGCCAAAGGAGAGCCUAGUCAACCGAAGACUGUUGUAGUUUCAAGUAAGUGAUGAUAUAAAACUUUCAUUGUCGGCACUCUCUUAAAGAUAGCUAUAAUUCAUUCAGGCUCCCUGUGCACCGUAAGAAACAGGAAAAAAGAAGACUUUAACUUCUUGCUUCCUAAGAAGGCGUUCAGAUAGUGGAGUGUGGCGCGUUUCCUGCUCUGCACUUAUCUUUGCAAUGUCACCACUAUCUGAACGCCUGAAGAAGGCGAGGUCGGAUCAGGAUUUUCAUUAUUUCUAUUAGAGGACAGAUCACGCCUUUACAAAUUAACAAUAUCGUAGCUCAUUCUUUCUUGGUUAAACGUGUCUUUCAGGUCCCCCAGGCCCACCAGGUCUACCUGGGCCGAGGGGAGAGAAGGGUGACCGGGGACAAAAAGGGAAAAGAGGAUCACGUGGGAAAAGAGGCGAUAGAGGUAUUAUGGGAUCACCAGGAAAUAGAGGAGCUACGGGGAAGAAAGGCGAAACUGGACUUAAGGGGCAAAGGGGAAACCCAGGGCCCACUGGCAUGCCGGGAGACAAAGGAGAUAUAGGUGUUAAUGGAACACCGGGAAAGAACGGCAAGCAAGGCAUCGUGGGGCCAAAAAGGGAUGCUGGAGAAAAAGGCCAAAAGGGAGAUGCAGGGUCCGCUGGAAUACCAGGA